Eruca vesicaria subsp. sativa (arugula) is the source of this 1614-nucleotide messenger RNA. Lineage: Eukaryota; Viridiplantae; Streptophyta; Magnoliopsida; Brassicales; Brassicaceae. The record is from the annotation of a GenBank genome assembly.
AUGGCGUCCAGAAGAUUUUCUUCAAUGCUCUCUCGCUCAUUCAUGUCCUCGCCUUCUCUGUUUCCUCUUCGAGGCAAAAACACCAACGUGAACAGAGGAGCGCACAGAUACAGCAACCACGCCGCUUCUAUCGAAAACACGAUCACUCCACCCGUGAAAGUCGAGCACACACAGCUCUUAAUCAACGGAAAGUUCGUUGAUGCAGCCUCAGGAAAGACUUUCCCCACUUUGGAUCCAAGAACUGGAGAAGUGAUCGCUCAGGUGGCUGAAGGUGAUGUAGAAGACGUGAACCGUGCUGUUUUAGCUGCACGCAAGGCCUUUGAUGAGGGUCCAUGGCCUAGAAUGACAGCUUAUGAGAGAUCAAAGAUACUACUUCGUUUCGCUGACUUAGUCGACAAACACAACGACGAGAUUGCUGCUCUUGAGACUUGGGACAAUGGGAAGCCUUUUGAACAAUCUGCCAAGGUUGAAGUUCCUAUGCUUGCUAGGGUGUUCCGUUACUAUGCUGGUUGGGCAGACAAGAUCCAUGGACUGACGGUUCCAGGAGAUGGUUCACACCAUGUGCAGACACUCCAUGAGCCUAUUGGAGUCGCUGGACAGAUCAUCCCAUGGAACUUCCCUCUUCUCAUGCUUUCUUGGAAACUUGGACCAGCUUUGGCUUGCGGUAACACCGUUGUCCUCAAGACGGCUGAGCAAACUCCUCUCUCUGCUCUUCUUGUUGGAAGACUACUUCACGAAGCUGGACUUCCCGAAGGGGUUGUCAAUAUAGUUUCUGGAUUUGGUUCUACAGCUGGUGCAGCCAUAGCUAGUCACAUGGACAUUGAUAAGGUUGCUUUCACCGGUUCUACUGAGGUUGGAAAGAUUAUUCUUCAGUUGGCUUCGAAAAGUAACCUCAAGGCAGUGACUCUUGAGCUUGGAGGCAAGUCACCGUUCAUUGUAUGUGAAGAUGCUGAUGUGGAUCAGGCCGUUGAGCUCGCUCAUUUCGCUUUGUUCUUUAACCAGGGACAAUGCUGCUGUGCUGGCUCACGUACAUUUGUACAUGAACGUGUGUAUGAUGAGUUUGUAGAGAAAGCUAAAGCACGUGCAAUCAAACGCGCUGUUGGUGAUCCCUUCAAGUCUGGCAUUGAGCAAGGUCCCCAGGUGGACUCAGAGCAAUUUAAGAAAAUUUUGAAGUACAUUAAACACGGAGUUGAGAAUGGAGCUACCUUACAAGCUGGAGGUGACCGGCUUGGUUCCAAGGGUUACUACAUUCAACCCACUGUCUUCUCUGACGUCAAAGACGACAUGCUCAUAGCAACAGACGAGAUUUUUGGACCGGUUCAAACCAUACUGAAAUUUAAGGAUCUGGAUGAGGUGAUUGCUAGGGCUAACAACUCCAGGUACGGUUUAGCUUCAGGAGUGUUCACACAGAAUUUGGACACAGCGAAUCGGCUGAUGAGAGCGCUCAGGGUUGGGAGCGUUUGGAUAAACUGUUUCGAUGUGUUGGAUGCGACAAUUCCAUUUGGAGGGUAUAAGAUGAGUGGCAUUGGAAGAGAGAAAGGUAUCUACAGUCUCAACAAUUACUUGCAAGUCAAGGCUGUUGUUACUGCCAUCAAGAACCCGGCUUGGCUCUAA